CCUGUUUGCACAAAACCAGCUUUAACUUACUAGGCUGCGGUGGUAUAACGUUCAAUGUGAAGAGAAAAAAGUUAUUAGACUUUAAUCGUUUAAAAUUUUUUUUUUAAAUAUACUCUUUGAAUAUAUUAAAAGACCAAUUCUGCAUAGACAACUGGUGAUUGUCCCUGAAAAUGAAGUGGCCACUAAUCCUCCUCCUUGGCAGCUCCUUGGCUCAAACUGCCUUGGGCUGGACAUAUCAUCUCUUACGUACAACCAUGAACUGGACCCAGGCUCGACAGCAUUGCAAGACAAAUUACACAGACAUGGUGGUCAUCCAAAGCCAGGAAGAGAAUGACUAUCUUGUCUCCCUGCUGCCCAACAGAAAAGGGAGUCCAUAUUAUUGGAUUGGAAUCACCAGAAACCACAAGAAUGAAACUUGGACCUGGCUUGGGAAUAACAGCACAUGGAUUGGUAAUGAGUCGUGGGCAGAGAACGAGCCCAACAACAACCACAGCACAGAGUUCUGUGUGGAGAUCUACGUCAAAACAGGAAAUAACAGAGGGAGGUGGAAUGAUGAAAAAUGCUCUAAUAAGAAAUACCCAGUUUGUUACAAAGCCCAGUGCAAUGCAGCAUCAUGUGGCAGAGGAACAUGCCGAGAGACAAUCCAAAACAUAACCUGCCACUGUCAACCAGGUUUUAAGGGAGACAGGUGCCAAACAGCUGUGAAAUGUCCCCAUCUGCCCCUGACUGAUAACGGAGACUUUAGCUGCUCGCGAGGAAACCAGACAUUCAAUUCAACCUGUCAGCUAAAAUGUCACCUAGGCUUCCUGCUGACAGGCCUGCCAGCCAUUACCUGCAGGGCCAAUGGGGUCUGGAGUGGCCCAAGACCGACUUGUACAAGCUAUAAACACGCUCUCUUGGCUGUGGCUGGGUGUGGCGCCCUCUCCGCCUUGUGCUGCAUCUGCUUUUGCUGGAUGAAACGCAGAAAACGGAAGAAACUUACCCAAGUAAGGCAGCCUGAAGAAGCGACAGAUCCAUCCAGUGAGGUGCAUGGAUAAAGGAUAACUGGACCCUCAUGUACUGUAUGUCUCAUUAAAAGAGAUAUACAAAGACCAAAAUGCAGUUGCUCAUCUUAAUUACAGUGCACUUUUGAAAAAUAAACCGUCUGCACAGGCAACAUGCCAAGAUAUGCUUGAUUUUUUGGUUAAGAUUUUUUUUGCCUGAUAUAAUGUGGGUUAAAUCUUAAUUUGAAUAUAUUGCAUGAAUAGAUUGUGUAAUCUCAAAACAUUCCUAACAUUAUAACACAUUUCCUUUGUACCUUUGUUAAAGAUAAAAAUUUAAUUCAAUAAAAUUCUUUUCAAAAACUGUA
Molecule: messenger RNA, 1348 nt
Organism: Scophthalmus maximus (turbot)
Lineage: Eukaryota; Metazoa; Chordata; Actinopteri; Pleuronectiformes; Scophthalmidae
Product: E-selectin-like
Exons: 8
Coding region: 171-1037 (288 amino acids)
Source: RefSeq, a predicted model, not a curated record